Molecule: messenger RNA, 1320 nt
Organism: Planococcus citri (citrus mealybug)
Lineage: Eukaryota; Metazoa; Arthropoda; Insecta; Hemiptera; Pseudococcidae
Gene: RYBP
Product: ring and YY1 binding protein
Exons: 5
Coding region: 334-828 (164 amino acids)
Biological process (GO): positive regulation of DNA-templated transcription
Cellular component (GO): nucleus
Molecular function (GO): DNA binding; transcription coregulator activity
Source: RefSeq, a predicted model, not a curated record
UCCAAAAACAAAAUAAAAAAAUCGUCGAAAAUCGUAGUUUUUUUUGGAAGUAAUGGAUUUUUAGAGACUGAAAUAGUGCAGAAAACUCAUUUAAAAAAUCAUUCCAGCGGAAUAAUUAAUCUUCUUAGUCAAAUAUUCAGUUCUGUUAUGUUAGUUCUUCUAAAUAGCUCGAGAAAUAGUUGACAAAUAGUUUAAUUUAAUCCGGAUAAUGCUACAGGUCUUCCUUUAGUCCAAAAUAGUCCGAUGAUUUACCGCAUGUUCCAGAAUUGAUAGUAUUUCUCUUAUAGACGUGUAGAAGUAAUCCAACCUACAUGGGUGUACAUGUAGUCAGUUAUGAACAGAAGUAAGAAGCAACACAAAGUUUUCGAAGAACCGUAUUGGGAUUGCAGCGUUUGUACUUAUCGAAAUGCACCGGAAGCUUUUAAAUGCCUAAUGUGUGAUAUACGCAAAGGGACGUCUACACGAAAACCAAAAGUAAAUGUGUUAGCUUCUCAACAUGCAGUACAGCAGUAUAAUUCACCAUUGCCAAAAUCUAACAAAAGAGAAGACGAAAGUAAAGACAAAGACGGUAAAAGGAAGAAAAAAUUCAAGAAGACAUGGCGACCGUCUAAAUUGAAAAACGUCGAUCGUAGCACUGCUCAAGCCAGAGAAAUCACCAUCAACAACAUCACUAUCCAAAUAACCGAGUACAAAGUGAAAGAAAAACGAAACUACGAUGCAAUGGAACAAUCCAGUACUUCGGAAAUGAGCAGUCAUUCGGAAUCCGGCUUCGAAACGAGUAGCACAGCCGCAACUACAUCGUCGAGCAAAUCGCAUUCGUUUUUAUGACAAUAAUUGAAUCUUCAGAACGUUGUGUUUUUCAUAGCAAAAAAGGUGAUAUGUAAAAUGUUUAAUUUUAUUUUUACUUCAAUCUAUGAUGUAAUUAGAUUAAUUACGAAGAUAUGCGGUAUCAAUUAGGUGUGAUCUUGGUAUUGCUCGGUUGAUAGAAAAAAAAGAAUGAUAAAGUUUAAACUAAAAGCUACAUACAAAUUAUAUCUAGUCUGGUUAUGUAUCUUGUUGCUCGCCACAUUCAAUGUGCGGAGAAUUUCUCGAAACUUUAUGUAUUUUAUCCAGUACACUGCCGUUAAUUGAAUUUGUCUCGUGGGUUUUUUACGUGCGAAGCGUAUUUUAUCUGCGGAGGUUGUAUAUUAUUAUUAGGUUGAUUCUAGCGUAAUGAAAUGUUCGCGUAUGUUUAAUGAUUGUGUCGAGUUUGUUUUAUCUUUUGUAUUGCGUAAGUAUUUAUUAUUUUGUCGAUUGAGAAUAAAAAAUGGUUUUCGUAAA